GAGAAUUGCGUCAAUCGGCUGACUUACUUAGUCGGUCAAAGGUCAAAGAAGUACUCACAAUGCCUGCUUCCCCGCCUUCAGCUAUGGUAUCCAAGUGGUCAUCCAAGUCCAAAUCUCCAAAGCAAAAGGCCACUCAAAUUCGAGACAACCAGCGAAGACAUCGGGCUAAAGUCAAGGCUCAUAUCUCUACUCUAGAAAAUGAAUUGGCAGAGUCGCAGAGACGGUUGAUUGCCGCCGAACAUCGCAUCACGGCACUUACGGCUGAAGUGAAACGUUUAGUGGAGGAGGCAAGAGGGGAACCCGCUCUGACAAGUAUCUCAUCCGUGGAGCGUUCUUUCAACUCUCCCACGCCUCAUACCACCUUAGAAUAUGCGUAUUGCCGCCCUUUGAACAACCAGAGACAGCGAGGCAAUUCCUUACCGUCUAAACAUAAUGCCAUGGUCAACCUACCGUUUGACAGACCAGUUAUCCCAAACUCCAACAACGAUCUUUCAGGGUUAAACGCUGGAAAUGAUAUAGAAGUGGAUGAGUCAACGCUCGCUCUAGCCUUUGUAGCUGAGUAUGACUGUCAAACUCUCCCACUACCGCAGCCUGGCGAAUCUACAACAAAUUGUGUUGCUGCGUAUAGAAUCAUUGGACAACAAAACUUCAAGGGCGUCGAUAUGGAAGCUAUUCAUCAGUGCCUCCAGUCAGGAUACAGAAGAGCAACAAGACCUGGGGAUGGAUGCACCGUUGUAAAUAGUCACCUUUUUGGUCUCAUCAGCUACCUCAGCCCAGUCUAGCACGGCUAACAAAAUAUUUA
Molecule: messenger RNA, 802 nt
Organism: Trichoderma asperellum CBS 433.97
Lineage: Eukaryota; Fungi; Ascomycota; Sordariomycetes; Hypocreales; Hypocreaceae
Source: RefSeq, a predicted model, not a curated record